GAAAACCCUAAUCCGUCUCCCUCCUAUCGCACUCGCGUCUCUUUCCUAUUCGCGCCGCCGCCGCUGCUGCAAGCGCCAGCUCGCCGUCGUCCGAAUAGUACACUCUAACGCCGCCAUGGGGCGUAUGCACAGCCGCGGGAAGGGUAUCUCGUCGUCGGCGCUGCCGUACAAGAGGACGCCUCCUACCUGGCUGAAGACCGCCGCCUCCGACGUGGAGGAGAUGAUCACAAAGGCAGCGAAGAAGGGACAGAUGCCGUCGCAGAUCGGCGUCCUGCUCCGUGACCAGCACGGUAUCCCCCUUGUCAAGAGUGUCACCGGCAGCAAAAUCCUCCGCAUCCUCAAGGCCCAUGGGCUGGCACCCGAAAUCCCGGAGGACCUGUACUUCCUCAUCAAGAAGGCGGUGGCGAUAAGGAAGCACCUUGAGAGGAACAGGAAGGACAAAGACUCUAAAUUCAGGCUCAUUCUUGUCGAGAGCAGGAUCCACCGCCUUGCCCGCUACUACAAGCGCACAAAGAAGCUUCCACCCACGUGGAAGUACGAGUCAACCACUGCAAGCACUCUGGUGGCCUAAGCGAGGAGCUCAGCGUACGGCGCUUGAAGCCGAGGGCAUUGUUGGAAAUCAUUUUUAUGUACCGUUUUAAGAGUUUGGAGUGAACUAGAGAUGGUGAAUGUCCCUCCUCUGGAGGAUGCCAUGGACCCUUUUUGUUUACAUAGAACUGCCCUGCUGUUAAACUUUUGCUACUUGGCGAAGGCAGUUGAUUGCUUGCCUCCAUUAACACCUGCUAUGCGAGAAGCUUUUAGCCUUGGGCUGUCGGGCAGAGGGACUCCUAAAUGUAUGAUGUCAAAAGCGCACCCCUAGAUCUGUCAGUUGCUUCGUAUACAUGUACGUGGCUGUGUAGCUUGUGCCUGCAGCAGUGUUCGUGUGACAUCAUCCAGGGCAGGACCUUUCCGUUGGACACCCCUGACAUGAUCAACAGUAUUUAAAAGCCAUGUUGCGGCCUAUGAGCCUGUUUA
This is a messenger RNA of Zea mays, 1014 nucleotides long. RefSeq names its product ribosomal protein13. Gene Ontology annotation, molecular function: structural constituent of ribosome; small ribosomal subunit rRNA binding. Gene Ontology annotation, biological process: translation. Gene Ontology annotation, cellular component: nucleolus; cytosolic small ribosomal subunit; ribosome. The record is from RefSeq and is marked validated. The transcript has 5 exons. The coding region runs from base 116 to 571 and encodes 151 amino acids. Lineage: Eukaryota; Viridiplantae; Streptophyta; Magnoliopsida; Poales; Poaceae.